UCCAAUUUGCAUGUGAAGAUCUCUUCGAUCGUCAGAACUCUUCAUUACAGACGGGCGUCACUGUGCAACAGGCGGUGUUAAAACGACAUUUCUUCCAUCAGAAUCUUAGCUUUUCACAGAGUUUGACUACUGUACAAUGGAAGUUUGUGAAGACGAAACAUUACCGACGACUGGCGAGGAAGCGAGGGAAGUUGUCGUCAAAGACGCGUUAGAAAGAACGAGACAAAAUGACGACGACGCCAUGUUGUCACCCAAGACUGAUGCCAACUCGAACGAUGUAGACACCCCUGGCGGAACGAUGAAAUCCCUGGAUGAUUCUACCGAAAACCUUCCGAUUCUGGCAGACACAGAAGCACAGAGCGCUUUCCCCGAUGUUUAUCAUGUUACCAACCUCGACAACCAGGAAAGAAUACGGGUCUACACAGAGGACAUACUAGGAGACUGCCGUCCGGACCAGAUAGCAGUUCACUUCGCCCAGUACGUGCUGUCACACAUCGAACCCGCUGGGUGGCGCGCCGUGUGGCGAAGUUCAACCGGAACAACUGAGACUACGGGGGCUUUCGACGUGCUCGUUGAGGUUGAUGACGUCCGACCAGAGGAUCUAAAUGCGAGCGUUCACAUCGUGACGCCGUUCCUUUGUGACCGGCCCGAGGUGCAGCAGGCCUCGGUGGAGAGUCUCUUGGCCUCCCGAGACUACAUGUUGCCUCUGACCGAGCUGUGGCCGUUGUACGACGAGAACUAUGACCACGGAAAGACUGCGCUGGUCAUAGAGCAUAUUCGAUUCUUUUAUGACAACCUAUGGCGACCCUGGGACGAAGACGACGAGGAGGACUACAGUUUCAUCCUAAGACACCUUGGACCGAGGCUUAUGCUGUACCACGACCUGCACACGGGGGCGGUACCACCGUCCACCACGGAGCAGUACCACGCCACUCUGGCCCUGUACCGACAGCGUCUCGUCGAACUGGAUAAGUUUGAGGACCGGAUGGGCGCGGCAGACUCGGACAGUGAGCUGGACUCUAAUGACGUGCUGGAGUGUGCCCGCAGACACGAGGAGCUGGACGCCCUCAAAAGGUCAAUCCAGGUCAUGGAGAACCCCAUGAUGAGACAAACUAUAUGUUUCCGAGCGGGCACGGCCGGACCAGGUGUACCCAAGGGGCCUCGUCCAGACGGCGAACGCGUCACACACUUGAUAUCAGACAAGCUGACGGUUGGCAUGGUAACCGAUCUGUGCCUACCUGCCGAGACCACCCUGCAGUACCACACUUCCCUCCAGGUGGCGCUCGACAACACGUUUGAGGGAGACACCGUUCUGUUGUUUCCGGGGAGACAUGUGCUGACACAACCCGUAAAGCUCUGUGACCCCAUCACGAUAAGAGGUGUUGGCAAUCCUGAUGACGUCACAGUAGAGAUCAUGGUGGCCAUGAUGCAGUUCGCCGUCCUCUGCUCGUCCUUCCACGUCACCAUGUCUAACCUCACACUGCAAGCCAGCUGUCUGGGGUCUACUGUACAUGUCACGUGUGGCUGGACCAAGCUGGAGAAAUGCCGGGUUAAAUGUGGCGGGCGUGUGGGGGUCAAGGUGCAACCCAAGGCCAUGUUGACCAUGAUGCAGUGCGAGGUGACUGGAGCAACCCAGCGUGGUAUUGACCUUGAAGCAGGAUGUGAGGCAGAGUUAGUGGAUAACGUCAUCCACGGUCACGGGUCUGGCCCCGCCCCUGUCUACGUCAGCGAACCGGCCGCCAUUAGAGUACAGGCGCUCAAACCUAGUCCGGAUUCUCCAGACGACCUCCCUCCACCCUUAGUGUUGAAACACAACCGCAUCGGCCCGAACGCCGCGUACGGCCUGCAGGUCCUGGUGGACCAGAUGGAACACUGCCGCCUGGAGAUGAGCCCAGACACCCCCAAGGAAGACGUCCUCAGACACGACUUCGCGUGGAUCGUCACAGAAGGAAACAUGUUUGUGGACAACGCUCUGGGCGAUGUGGAGAUUUGUCCUUCCAUAGAAACCAUCAACUUUGAUUAGGCCAGGACAAAAAAAAAAAAAAAAAUGACUGUUGCCGGAUGCCCGAAUUAAAAGUGGAACACAUGUACAAAUCUCCUAUCGAUGGUGCUGUAAUAGAAGAUAACAGUGACGGCUUUUUAUGUAGAAUUGCUAUAGAUUUGAAUGUUAGAAAUGCAGUUUAUGAUUGCGUGUAGCAGUUCAGUUUAUUUAAGCCAAGAAAGCGCUGUUUCCCGAAGACAUUGAAAUCAUGUUAUUCUGAAAUGUAUAUCAAGGAUAAAGUCGCAACAUGCAUGUAUAUUGAAUAAAGAUUGUUUUAAUCGUGGC
Messenger RNA from Branchiostoma belcheri (Belcher's lancelet), 2326 nucleotides. Its product is annotated as SHC SH2 domain-binding protein 1 homolog B-like. Gene Ontology annotation, biological process: spermatogenesis; male meiosis cytokinesis. The transcript has 11 exons. Bases 137 to 2023 code for a protein of 628 amino acids. Lineage: Eukaryota; Metazoa; Chordata; Leptocardii; Amphioxiformes; Branchiostomatidae. The record is from RefSeq and is a predicted model, not a curated record.